AUGGCUUUACUUCGACGGUUGCUCCCUGUCAACCCUUGGAAAGCGCUGGCAAUUAUCUUGGCCGUUCUGAAUCUAAAGUCGCUCCCCUUGGUCUGGCACUUACGCCUCCUUCGUAGCCUCUUUGCUCAUAUACGAAUCUCUCGUACCCGCUUAAAGACCCUCCCUGGCCCCUCUACCCUCUUCCAACCCCUCAUUACAUCCUCACGAUCCAGCCCAUACGAAUGCGAUUAUAAUCUUCAUAAGAGCAACAGCACAUACUUCUCUGACUUCGACCUUGGACGUCUCGGUCUCCUAGUUUCGCUGUGUGGGAAAGGUAUUGACAUCACGCGCACUCAAUUGCGGGAAGAGAUGCCAAAUGAUACAAGUGGGUUUAUGACAGCUUUGGGCGGUGUCGCCGUCAAUUUUAGAAGAGAAAUCAAACCUUUUGAGAAAUUUGAAGUUUGGACUCGAAUCUUGACCUGGGAUCGCAAAUGGAUAUAUGUGAUUGGACACUUUGUCAAGCCUGGGUCCGUGAAGCCAAGGCGGUACGUUUUGCAGCCGUGGAAGAACAGCAAGAGUGAGCCCGAAGAUCACGAAGUAGCUGGUGCCGACAAGAAGGUGAACGUUAACUCAAAGCCGUUGAUAUUCGCGACAGCUAUAUCCAAGUACGUCUGGAAGAAGGGCAGGCUCACGAUACCACCAGAGAGGAUCUUACGGGCGUCUCAAUUGCUGCCUCCAAAAGCAGAAGAUCAUGAAACGCCCCCAACCAGCUCCACACCACAGCCUGAGGGCAAUUCAGUUGAUGCAGCGAAUUCCACUUCUAUAUCGCUUGCCGAAAAAGUGACGCCUGACAAUGCUAGCGAGGUACUUGCAGCCUCCCUGGCCCCGAAGCCUGAUUCUAGUACAUGGAGCUGGCAAAGAAUCGAAGAUGAGAGACUGAGAGGCAUGAAGAUUGCCGAGAUGUAUGGUGGUCUUGAACAGCUGAAUGGGGAAUUCAAAGGUGAAGACGGCAUCGCCUUGGCCAGAUCUUGA
Messenger RNA from Bacidia gigantensis, 1011 nucleotides. RefSeq lists its product as uncharacterized. The record is from RefSeq and is a predicted model, not a curated record. Bases 1 to 1011 code for a protein of 336 amino acids. NCBI's taxonomy places the organism in Eukaryota, Fungi, Ascomycota, Lecanoromycetes, Lecanorales, Ramalinaceae. The transcript has 2 exons.